UGCUUAAAGACAAAAAGUCUUAGAUAAAAAGAGAAACGAUAACUCCUACCCUAAUAAAAAUGUUAGAUCAAUUGAACGAUUCCACGUCUUUUGACAAGCUGCUGAUUCAAUGGAUCUCGGAGGUUGAGACCCUUUCUCACAAAUCUGUGCACCGAGUCCUCCAAGAGGAGUUGAGUGUUUUGGAUUCCGCUGAAGAAAACUUUGAAGAACUCCAGUUUCGCAAAGAUCCACUAAAGAAGGCUCUCGAUGCCCUGCAGUCGAGGCCCGACCCACCAGAUCUACGCCAGGGGGCUAUAUCUUUAACCACCACGAUAGAUCUCGGUAUUCUGUAUUCUUUGUUGGAUACGAAUUGCACUCUAAUUACUAUAUUUGGUACCCAGCGAGCCAUUUUCCACGGCAUCGAGGACGUAAUUGAGGAGCUUUGUAACCAACAAGAGUCUAUUUUAGGGCUGCAGGUUGAUACUUCCACGUGUAAUGAAGCUUCUACCCUUGUGCAAGGGAUUUCGCCAGUGCAGGCGUGGGUGCAUCAACCCAAACCAGGGAUGGGAGUUCGCGGCUGCCGCUGGCAGGUUGGAACUUUGGUGACAUAUUUUCAAGAUCGCGAUCGAACUUAUCCGUUGUUUUCAUUCCAAACCUUAGUUUCUUUUACUCCCGACGGGCGCCAUGCCGAUGAUAUAGAGCGUAUUUUAUUGCUAGAGGAUACGUGUAUUGAUAUCGUACAGCCUUGUGUUCAUUUUGCAUCUUUCUUAGCAAAGAAAAGUACGGCUUAGCAAGAUUGAGAUGUACCUAUUAACAUCUUUUGUAUACUAUUGAAUUUAAUUUUCUGCGUUUCUGUAGUGUAUUGAUAGACAAAAUAAAAAAUUCCUUGAUAAAAAAAAA
Molecule: messenger RNA, 879 nt
Organism: Phytomonas sp. Hart1
Lineage: Eukaryota; Euglenozoa; Kinetoplastea; Trypanosomatida; Trypanosomatidae
Source: the annotation of a GenBank genome assembly